This is a messenger RNA of Daucus carota subsp. sativus, 2013 nucleotides long. RefSeq lists its product as uncharacterized. The coding region runs from base 1 to 2013 and encodes 670 amino acids. The transcript is spliced from 8 exons. NCBI's taxonomy places the organism in Eukaryota, Viridiplantae, Streptophyta, Magnoliopsida, Apiales, Apiaceae. The record is from RefSeq and is a predicted model, not a curated record.
AUGGAGUACGUGAAGGAUGAUCUAAAAUAUAACGAAAUUGGUGGAAUUUAUGUGCGCAAACCGGCUGGUGGUUGGAAACUAAUUGCUAAUGAUGGGGAGUUGAUUGAGUUUGCAACUGCUGUCGAAGGAGAGGAAAUACAUUUAUAUGUUGAUGUUGUGGUUGACAAUUCCAUCACGCCUAUGUCACAAAUGCAGCCACAUGUGAUUGUGAGACCAAGGACUAGCUUUUUUGAAGGUUUAGCUGCUAAGCGAAAUUUUGUGACAAUUGAAGGGCUAAAAAAACAGAGGGGAAAUACUAAAAAACCACGGUCUGAAAAGUCAACUUUUCAACCAGCAUAUACUACUCAAGAGUUAUGUGAAUAUGAAAAAAAGAGGAUGGAUUUGAUUUUAGAAAACAAAAAGAAGGUGGACCAGCUUGGAUUAAAAACACUAGCAGAUGGUCUUAAUCUCAAGGUUGUAAAAGCAAAGGUUCAAGAUGAUGAUGAACAUGAUUCUGAUAAGGAGUAUGUUCCUGAUGAACAAGAAAAUGAAGACAUCAUGGAAAAGGAAGUUGCCAUAAAAAAACAAAUGAAGACAAAAAAACAAAAGGUGGUGACUAAUCCAAUUCGCAGGCCAAGAACACGUUCAGUCAUCACUGCUUCUAAUCAGAUGGAAAGUACUGCCCAAUCUUCACCAGUAGCUGAGAACUUACCACCUCCCCCACCCCUGACUGAAAAUCUUCCACCUCCCCCUUUCCUGCCUGAAAAUCUUCCACCUCCCCCUCCUCUGCCUGGAAAAUUUCCACCACCCCCUCCCCUGCGUGAAGAAAUUCAACCUCCCAUCCCAUCGAAAAAGAAACCUGUGAAAAAAAGUUCCAAGCGAGGUGUAGGUACAAUGGAGGAUUGUGUAUUGUUGAGAAAACAAGAAAAGAUCCAAGAAGAAGAAAAAAAUAAAAUGGUUAAUGAUGGUGCUGAUCAGCCAGUUCAAACAGAAUCUCAAGAUGAGCCACUUGAAAGAAAAAAGGGCAGGGGACCAACAUUGAUGAACAAUGUGUACACAAGGAGGCCUGAUGAGAAGAAGAUUAUUAAGUUAAACUGCGAGCUUCAGGCCAUUGCUGAUGAUGACAAGGUCUUGUCUGAGUUCAAAAACUUUUUGGGGACUUUGAGUAGACAGAGUGUCCCACUUGAUUGCAUUAAUUCGCGUAGAUUUCCUGAAAAACGGAAGGAUGAGCUAUGGAGUUUUGUCAAGACCAAAUAUGACAUUCCUGAAGAAGGAAGAACAUAUACAUUACGCACUAUUGGUUCUUUGUGGAGGCUGCACAAGGCCAGAAUUAAGAAGGAUCAUUAUUUCAAAUAUGAUAAUGAUGAUGAUAGACUAAAAAAUAAGCCUGAGGUCAUUCCAGUCGAAGAAUUCAAGGUGCUGCUUAAUUACUGGGCAGAUGAAGAAGUGCAGAGACGGUCUAGGGAAAAUGCUGAAAAUCGUCAAAAGAUUGUGGAAACUCAUACUGCUGGUCGCAUAAGCUUUGCGCAAAUUGGAGAAAAAAUAAAAACAGAGAAGAAGAUCCCACCUGAACAACUAGCUCCAAAGGGUGAGAUUUAUGAGAUAACACAUAAACGGGACCCUAAACGCAAAUACAAGACAAAUCCUGAUGCCGAAGAUGAAAAUGGGGAGCCAGUCAAAAAACCAAGCCAUGGACCGAAUUGGCUUUUGGGCAGAUCAGGUAAAUGUAGGAAAACAAACAAAGCUCAGGAGGAAAAACUUCUCACGACUAGUACUGCUAAUGUGGAUGAGCUGAGAAAGACCAUUACGAAGGAAGUUAUGGCUGAAAUGGACAGAAAGAUGUGUGAAAAAAUGAAAAGGGUAAUGGCAAAAUUGGGAGAUAUCAAUCCUGAUUUCAAAAACCUUGAUGUUGAAGAGUUGUGGGCUGGUGAUGCAAGUGAAGAUGAUGAAGAGGACAAUGGUGAGGAUGAUAACAACAGUGAAGAAGAUGACAUUGGCGAGGAAGGUCACGGUGACGAGGAUGACAACAAUUAA